Molecule: messenger RNA, 1126 nt
Organism: Mustela erminea (ermine)
Lineage: Eukaryota; Metazoa; Chordata; Mammalia; Carnivora; Mustelidae
Gene: FOXL3
Product: forkhead box L3
Exons: 3
Coding region: 1-669 (222 amino acids)
Biological process (GO): cell differentiation; regulation of transcription by RNA polymerase II; anatomical structure morphogenesis
Molecular function (GO): DNA-binding transcription factor activity, RNA polymerase II-specific; RNA polymerase II cis-regulatory region sequence-specific DNA binding
Source: RefSeq, a predicted model, not a curated record
AUGUUUGACAGCUCGCAGUAUCCCUACAAUUGCUUCAAUUACGACGCGGACGACUACCCAGCAGGCAGCUCCGACGAGGAGAAGCGACUCACGCGGCCCGCCUACAGCUACAUCGCGCUGAUCGCCAUGGCCAUUCAGCAGAGCCCCUCGGGCAGGGUCACCCUGUCCGGUAUCUACGACUUCAUCAUGCGCAAGUUCCCCUACUACCGAGCCAACCAGCGCGCCUGGCAGAACUCCAUCCGCCACAACCUGUCCCUGAACAGCUGUUUUGUCAAGGUGCCCCGAACAGAGGGCCACGAGAAGGGAAAGGGCAACUACUGGACGUUCGCGGGUGGCUGCGAGUCGCUGCUGGACCUCUUCGAGAACGGCAACUACCGGCGGAGGCGCCGUCGCCGCGGCCCCAAGCGCGAGGGGGCAGGGGAGGCGCGCACAGGGGCUGCGGAGGGGCCUCCGGGGCCGCCUGAGCCAACCCCCCACCGCCAGCCCCCUGCCCCCACCAGUCCCGCUGCCUUGCGGAAGGAGGAGCCCAGGGGCAUCAAGUUCAGCAUUGACUACAUCCUGUCCUCACCCGACCCUUUUCCGGGGCUCAAAUGUUCCUGCAGCCCCCAGGAGGGCAGAAACCCCCAGCCGGGGACCCAGCCAAUGAACCUCCACCUUUGGACAGCAUAAGGCAGGGCUGGCAUCCAGGCAGCCUGGGGUCUUCCAGGGGAUUUCAGCCCCCGCUCAAGCCAAGAAGCAAGGUUUUGCCACAUCCUACUAACUUCCACAGACUCCUGCUCCAGGCUGAAAACCACCCUGUGCUGCAGAGAUGGGAGGUCAGUCUUCUGGCUUCACUGCUCCAAGUCCCCUUUGCAAGAAGACCCAUGGGGUCCUACCUGACUAAAGCGUUUGCUCUAGAUUCACUGAAUAACCCUCCUCUGAGGACUAGGAACAUGGGUUCAGGGCCACGUCCGCUUAGAUCCGGGGCACAUUUCACCCCUCCAUCAUCUGAGAGUUUGCUGCAUAGACAGCCACGCCCGGGAAGGAGCCAGGGUGUCAGUGUUCAGUUGGUGAAGCGGGUGGGCAUCCUCCCUCGAGCUAAAAGGGCUAAAAGAGAAGUCAGGUAUCAGCUGAACCCACGGACGUC